GAAUGAGUCAGAUUGAUUUGUGUUUCUCUUGAUUACCAUCCAAUUCGAUUUAUCAAAAACCACCCAACCAAUCCAUCCAUCCAUCCAUCCAUCAAUCCUUUAUCAAUUCAAAACCAACGAUCCAUUCUCAAUUCGUAUCAAUCAAAUCACCAAGAUGAGAUCUAAAUUCAAAGACGAACAUCCAUUCGAAAAACGAAAGGCUGAAGCAGAACGAAUUCGUCAAAAGUACCCAGACCGUAUUCCAGUGAUUUGUGAAAAAGCAGAUCGAACCGAUAUUCCAACGAUUGAUAAGAAGAAAUAUUUAGUUCCAUCUGAUUUGACCGUUGGACAAUUUGUUUAUGUGAUUCGUAAACGGAUCAAAUUAGCACCUGAGAAGGCGAUCUUUAUUUUUGUGGAUGAGGUUUUACCUCCUACGGCGGCUUUGAUGAGUGCUAUUUACGAAGAACAUAAAGAUGAAGAUGGGUUUCUUUAUGUGACUUAUUCAGGAGAGAAUACGUUUGGUACUAAAUCAAUCGAACCUAACUCUGAUCUUUCAACUUGAACCGAUGAUCCUAUUGCGUUCUUUUUUUUAAUUUCAACCAACUUCUUAUGCUUUUUUCAUAUCCCACACUAAACUUUUAAAAACACCUAACCGCCAAACCAAACCAAGUUGUUGUGAUUCUUUUUUUCCCCAUUUUUUUGUUUUCUUUUUUGCGUCGUGUUGUGUGUUAGUAAAAUUGAUAGUUUUUUUUCUUUGUGACGGAGUGAAAGAGAGAGAAAGAGAGAGAGUUGGAUACAUGGAUUAGACUGUUGCAUGAACCGAAGCUCCGUGUAGGAGUUUUUGGAUUUGUUUUUUUGUUCCUUUUUGCUUUACUGUUUAUGUAAUAAGAUAGUGACUGAUGUGAACGUG
Melampsora larici-populina 98AG31 is the source of this 889-nucleotide messenger RNA. RefSeq lists its product as uncharacterized. Gene Ontology annotation, cellular component: autophagosome; fungal-type vacuole membrane; cytosol. The transcript is spliced from 6 exons. Lineage: Eukaryota; Fungi; Basidiomycota; Pucciniomycetes; Pucciniales; Melampsoraceae. Gene Ontology annotation, molecular function: phosphatidylethanolamine binding. Gene Ontology annotation, biological process: macroautophagy; cellular response to nitrogen starvation. Bases 155 to 541 code for a protein of 128 amino acids. The record is from RefSeq and is a predicted model, not a curated record.